Cynoglossus semilaevis (tongue sole) is the source of this 1809-nucleotide messenger RNA. Its product is annotated as serine-rich adhesin for platelets. The record is from RefSeq and is a predicted model, not a curated record. The transcript is spliced from 7 exons. The coding region runs from base 244 to 1656 and encodes 470 amino acids. Lineage: Eukaryota; Metazoa; Chordata; Actinopteri; Pleuronectiformes; Cynoglossidae. Gene Ontology annotation, biological process: inflammatory response; cell-matrix adhesion.
GAGGGGGAGGAAAAAUACGUGAUGAGAAGAAUUGCAGGGAUUUUGCCUCGACUGCACAUUUCCGCUUCGCAGUUUGAGUUCAUUUACCACAAAGCUGCUAAAACGCUUUCUCUCUGAGUGGCUUCCUGUGAAAAGGUUUCACUCUGCUCUCAGUCUCACAGCCUCAACCUCACUCUAAAACCCCGUCUUCAAGACUGCCGUCUCUGCUUUGUGCCCGAUGCCUCCGCGGCCUGAUUCAUUGUAAUGAGUUUUGGGAGCUGGAACAUGGCUGAAGCUGCACUGGAAGCGACCUUCUCACUCCUCCUCUGUGCCGCUAUUAUACAAGGGUUCCAGAACAACGUGGAGACGGCUCGAUAUGAAACAACAGAAGCGGCCGUGGGUCAGAACGUUACCCUGCUGUGCGCCAUUGAAAACCAGGGGUCCAAUAUGGCGGUGUUCAGCGUCGAGUGGUUACUGAAAAAACACAAGACUGAAGAAAAAGUCGCGCUGCUCAAUGUGAAGUACGGAGUCCAACUAUUCUGGCUCAAUGUCAGUAUAGCCUUUAACGGGGACAGAUCAAACCAGUUCAUGGUCUCCUCUCUUCACCUUCCUGAGGUGACAAAGAGCAAUGGAGGCACCUAUAUAUGUGAUUUUGCAACUUUUCCUUCUGGCUCCAUCAGGACAGAGACGGUGCUCAGGGUCAAAGAUGUUGAAAUAACGUGUGACGCUGACAGCAUGGUCGAUGUCCAUUAUGCAGGAGAAGUGAUCAUUCGCUGCCAGGCAACUUCUCCUGAUGCAGAAUACAGAUGGACCAAGAACACAACACUGGUGUCAGUGAGCAAAUCUCUAGAAAUCUCGAGGGUGACUGACACCGAGGCCGGAGUCUAUAGACUGAGCGUCAACGCAGGAAGUGAAAAUGUUCAUAAGGAUUUCACCAUCAGACUGCAAACCACAAGCACCAGAGCAGACACAACAACAGUGUCAUCACAGUCGAGCACAACAACAAGUACAAGUCGGUUAGAUCACACAGAGGGCGGCCUCUCUACGUCACACACACAGACCUCUGCGUUCCUGGACUCCACUGUAACCGUGGCCACAAUGAUCACAACAAGCGUGACCGACGGCAGCGGUGUCACGACCACAGCUGGAGAACCUACGACCGACUUCACGAGUUCCACCCACAUUGGUGUCACGUCAUCCUUUACUCCACACACUGACUCUGAGCCGCCCUUCACCUCUGCUGCAUCCACUCCUGGUGAAGCUACAGAGUCCAGUUCAACUCAGGAAAUGAAAGGUGAAGAAUUUAGAAACAAAACUGAACCAAACACACAGGAUCCAGGAGAUCGUUCCUCAGUGACAACGAAGGAAAACAGCACAUCUGUGAUGACCACAGCAACCUCACCUCUGUACAUUGGGAAUGAUCAGGGGGAUGAAGGUACCUCACAGCGCCACCUGCUGGUGUUGAUCCUAAUUCCCCUUGCUAUGCUGAUUCUCACCGCUGGGUUUCUUUACAGGAGACACAAAAUAAAACAGAGGAUGGAUCUCCCUCCUCCAUUCAAACCUCCUCCUCCUCCUGUCAAAUAUGUAGCAGUGAGACAACAUGAGACGUCAGCACAGAAUUUCCCCGUCUCCAGAUGUGACUCUGUGGCAGAUCCACAGUUUGUUAACUCUUUUUAACUCAUGAUAAGCUAAGUUAGAUCAAUGUGUCUGUUCUAUAUUUAUAUAUGUUCUGAUAUCUGGCAAAUGUUUAACUAUUUCUCUACAAACGUACUCACCAUACUUUUACUUGACAUUCAAAAAUAAACAUAUUCAAUGAAUGUUUCUGCUACA